UUCUCACUCUAUAUAUAUAGGUGGUUGAGUAUAGCUUUCAUAGUACUGAGCAUAUACAUAUAUAUAUAGAGAGAGAGAGAGAGGGAGAGGGAGAAUGGGGAGGCAACCAUGCUGUGACAAAGUGGGGUUGAAGAAAGGGCCAUGGACUGUUGAAGAAGACAAGAAGCUCAUCAACUUCAUCCUCACUAACGGCCAUUGUUGCUGGAGAGCUGUUCCUAAGCUUGCCGGAUUGUUAAGGUGCGGGAAAAGCUGCAGAUUAAGAUGGACGAAUUAUCUCAGACCGGAUUUGAAGAGAGGACUUUUAUCUGAGUACGAAGAACAAGUGGUCAUCGACCUUCAUGUCCAACUUGGCAACAGAUGGUCAAAGAUUGCAUCUCAAUUACCAGGAAGAACGGAUAAUGAGAUAAAGAACCAUUGGAAUACGCACAUAAAGAAAAAGCUGAGGAAAAUGGGGAUUGAUCCCGUGACCCACAAGCCUCUGUCUGAGGAAGAGGCUUCUCAGCCUCCCAAACACCAAAACCGCAAG
Tarenaya hassleriana is the source of this 526-nucleotide messenger RNA. Its product is annotated as protein ODORANT1-like. The annotation marks the transcript as partial. The record is from RefSeq and is a predicted model, not a curated record. The transcript has 3 exons. Lineage: Eukaryota; Viridiplantae; Streptophyta; Magnoliopsida; Brassicales; Cleomaceae.